Molecule: messenger RNA, 1430 nt
Organism: Stylophora pistillata
Lineage: Eukaryota; Metazoa; Cnidaria; Anthozoa; Scleractinia; Pocilloporidae
Molecular function (GO): protein binding
Source: RefSeq, a predicted model, not a curated record
AGUCAUCAGUGGACAUACGAAGAAAAGAUUGCCACGUCAUGCUGGUAUUCUCUCGUAUCAGGUGGAUUGGACCAGCGAGAAGCCAUCGUCUCAGAGAAAGUAUGAUUCCCUUGAAAAAUAUCCAAAAGAAAGGCAAGGCUGUUAAACAUGAAAAGCCUGAAAAGCGAUUGAAGAAUAGGAGCAAGCUUCCUCAUAAGAGGACAAGCACUGUGGCCCUCACAGAGACGCUUAACAAACGGGUCGAUGUGAACAGGAUACGGAACAGAAAGUCGUCCUGCCCGGAGAUUCUUCUGUACAAUACAGGUCUCAAGGGCAAAGAACUUCCCGAGCUUUUCAAGUUGAUAAAGAUUGGGGAAGCGGACUUACAGUCGCUAGCCACGAAAGGGAUCUUUCCACUCCACGAUGCUGUGUCCAAAGGGCUUACGGACUGUGCUAAGGUGCUUAUCGAAAAAGCUACGACUCUAAACGUGCGGAAUGCAGAGGGAUACUCGCCCCUGGAUAUAGCCGUGGAAACGGGAAAUUUUGAGUGCGCAGAGUUAUUGAUAAGGCAUGGAGCUUCAGCUGAAGACAUCAGGAAUGGUUUUAAAUUGAGGUCAAGGAUCGUACGAAAGAUCUCCAGUCCAAAAUAGGCGCGUACCUUGUAAGAUUGUAUGUGUUAGUCAGGAAUUAGAUUUUAUGCAAGUACAUGUAUACUGUCGAGUUCAGGAAAAUUAAAAUUCCGGCCUCUGACUCCCUCUGUUAUGUAGCCGAGAAGGAAUUUUAUGACGGUGUAGCUUUCUUAAUGAGCAAUGAUACGAAAAUUGACUCUGUUAACUCUCUUGUAAACGUAAUGUUUUUGCCUAAUGAGACAUCAUCUAUAAAUGGAUUCUGCAGCUAACCAAAUGACUAUGGCUAUAAACAUUCAUUUUGCAAGCGAGAACCUGCCCACUUAGACAAGCAUCGUUAUUUAAUCUUUAAAGCCUUCGUGAUAUUGAGCGAUUAAAGUAAGUCAAAGCUCUUCAGGUCACAAAACCGCGCUCCUCAUUAAAUCACGGUGUAUUGCAUAUUCUGCCAAACUUGGAAUUCAGGCAGAUUUGGAGAUGUAGGUGGUUCUCAAUAUGAAAUUUAACUGUUAAUUAGAAAGAACACUACUUCAAUGAACUUACUUUAAAAUCUCAAGUGCCUGGUGGUCUUCCUUGAUUGGGAAACAUAGUUUACAUUCAAUCGUUGAAAAAAAAAAAAGGAAUUAGAUGACUAAUCCUAUUUUGCAACUCAGACACUUACCUAAACAGAUCAUAAUCUCAGACUUCUAAUGUGUGUAAUAUUUGUCCUAAUAAUUUUCCGUAAAAAGCGAGAGAAAUCUCAAAAACGAGCGAAUAAUUCACAUUUCUAGCUAUUACGAUAUUUUGAAGGAAACAUCUUCUCUGAUUAAAUGAUAACGGCGGAACCGA